Anguilla anguilla (European eel) is the source of this 3932-nucleotide messenger RNA. Its product is annotated as carbonic anhydrase-like. Lineage: Eukaryota; Metazoa; Chordata; Actinopteri; Anguilliformes; Anguillidae. The coding region runs from base 115 to 2664 and encodes 849 amino acids. Gene Ontology annotation, molecular function: carbonate dehydratase activity; zinc ion binding. Gene Ontology annotation, cellular component: plasma membrane. The transcript has 24 exons. The record is from RefSeq and is a predicted model, not a curated record.
CUUUACAAAUCCAUAACAAUCUUGUGUUCUUAUGCUAAGAAAAAUACAGUGCAAAUUUUGCAUCAGUAUAGCACAGUGCUACGCUACAGGAGCAGAUAUUGUAAGAAUCAUAAGAUGUUUCUAACAUCUCUCUUGGAGCUUGUGCGUUUUAGCCUUUGUGUCACUGCCGUAAGAGGAUUCUUACAAUCAGAUUCAUACACAAAUAAACAAGAAGACAGUACUGAUGAACAUGACUGGUGCUAUCAAGGCUGUGAAUACACUUCAUCUCGCUGGCAAGAACUCCCCCAGUCUCAGUGUGGGGGAGACAGGCAGUCACCCAUUAACAUUGAUACAUCUGAAGUGAUUGCUGAUUCCAGCCUUGGUGUCUUUAACUUCACCAAUUUCUCCAAUCCGGACAGCAUGAAGUAUCUCAUCAAUACUGGACACUCAGUGAAAUGUGUGCUGGAGGAGAAUACGGUGGAGAUAGAAGGAGGUGGUCUGAGCGACAAGUACUCUGCCGUACAGUUCCAUUUCCAUUCGGGGGAUCACCUGUGGCACCCAGGAUCUGAACACUUAAUCGACGAGGACAGGUACCCAAUGGAGAUGCACAUUGUUAGCCUGAAGAAAGGACUCUCAGUGGACCAAGCACUGACUGUUUCAGAGGGAAUUUCUGUCCUGGGAUUCCUUAUCAAUGUAACAGACGAAGAUGAAACACCUGAAAAAUGGAAAAAUUUGACGCCAUACCUUAUUAAUAUAACUGAAAACAACUCUACAGUUGAUAUCAAAGAUUCAAUAUCCAUUGAUGACUUGCUGGGAGAUGUGAACCUCACCAAGUUCUAUCGUUACGAAGGUUCACUGACCACCCCUCCUUGCAGUGAAGUUGUGGUAUGGACAGUUUUUCAAGACCCAAUCAAAAUCAGCAGAAAUAUGGUGGAGCUAUUCAUCAGAACUUUGAAGUCUGUUAAAGCCUAUCGACCCAAUCAAGAUCUCAAUGGUCGUAAAGUCUAUGCGUCUCCAGGAAUACUACAAUCACCAGGGCAUUCUUGGUGUUACAGUGACCACUGUGAAUACAGCCCCGCUGACUGGCAUAUGCUCCCAGGUGCUGAAUGUGAGGGAGACAGACAAUCACCCAUCAACAUUGACACGCAACAUGUGACCUAUGACGAAAGUCUCAACAACUUCACCUUCACCAAUUUUUCAGAUUUGCACACUAUGAAGUAUCUCACCAACACUGGCCACACAGUGAAAUGUGUACUGGAGGAGAAUAUGGUGGAGAUAGAAGGGGGUGGUCUGAGCCACACGUACUCCACCAUACAGUUCCAUUUCCACUGGGGCACAAUCGAUGACCAUUCCAAUGGCUCUGAACACACUGUAGACUCAAAGAGAUACCCAAUGGAGAUGCACAUUGUGAGCUCCAGAAAAGAAUUCUCUGUGGAUGAUGCAGUGAAAGACUCAGAAGGUCUUGCUGUACUGGCAUUUUUUAUUGAGGCAACCCAUGAGAAAAUGAAUCAGAAGAGCUGGGAAACUCUGACCUCAUACCUCUCCCACAUCAUAAAGAAAGAUAGCUCUGUGGAAAUGUCAAGCCACAUCUCAAUUGAUGACUUGCUGGGAGAUGUGGAUCGGUCUAAAUACUACCGCUACAACGGAUCCCUGACCACCCCUGACUGUAAUGAGGCAGUGGUGUGGACUGUGUUUAAACAGCCAAUCAAGGUUAACACAGAACUGAUGAAGGCCCUCCUCGCAACGUUGACCAUUUUCGCGGCUGCCUUGAUGCCCUUUGCACACAGCGCUAAUACAGAAAUUCCUUGGUGCUAUCAUUUAAGUUCCUGCAAUGAAAGUGUUUGGGUCUCAAAGCCAUAUGGCUCAUGCAACAGAACCCGACAGUCACCUAUAAACAUUGAGACGGCAAAGGUGAAGGAGAAUGCCAAUUUGACUGCUUUCACCUUCAAUGGCUUCAGCAAUAACAACACUAUGACGGAGAUUACAAACACUGGAGAUACAGUGAAGGUGAAUCUGGGUAAAGACCUUGUGUCAGUUUCUGGCGGGGGGCUAUCCACCAGCUAUACGGCUCUGCAGUUCCAUUUGCACUGGGGCAAUGGUACCAGCAACCCAGGGUCUGAGCACACUGUCAAUAAUAAGAGGUACCCCAUGGAGCUUCACAUAGUGACUAUUAAAUCUGAAUUCAACGGCAGCACCUCCCUGGCAACGAAAGACCCUGAAGGAGCCGCAGCUCUAGGAUUCUUUAUUGAGGAAGGAGAUGGCAGUGGACAACCUGCAGUUUGGAAAACCCUGACCAAGUAUCUGGCUAACAUCACAAAUAAGGGUGACCAUGUAAAUAUCACAGAGCAUAUCUCACUCGAUGACCUUCUGAAAGGAGUGGACCGUACAAAGUACUAUCGGUACUUGGGGUCCCUAACCACACCGAAUUGUGACGAGGUUGUGGUAUGGACUCUAUUCAAGGAUCCAAUCCGAGUGAGCAAAGAUUUGAUUGAUCUCUUCCCAAGCGUCUAUUUCAACACUUCCACCAACUCUCCUCCAAUGACCAACGUCUAUCGAAACACUGUGGAUAUCAAUAACAGAACGGUGAUGACCCAGGUUACCGUUACCUCUGCUGGAUCAAAACCUUACGGCACACUUGGCCUCCUCUCUUCCCUAGCCAUGUUUCCUCUGCUUUACAGGAAAUAGAGGGACUCAACUGUGUCAGUGCGCACACGUAUACACACACACACACACACACACACACAUAUAUACAUUCACACACAUGGACGCACGCACAUGCACCCACGCACACACACAAAACCAUUGCAGGCUUUGGGAAACAUUUGAGUGUGUCCAGUUGGCUGGAACCCUGCUCUACCUGGCAAAAAAGGUGCCCUGUUCCUGCUCCAAGCUGUGGUCGACAUGAGUGAAAAAUGACCCAAAGUGUUUAUUUUCUAUAUCUGUGUAAUUAAUAUGUUUAAUCAUUCAAUAUUACAUGAAUUCCUCAAGUAACUUGUUUUUGAUGAUUACAAGUCUUAUAUUUUGGAUAAAAACAAUUAUUACCCUUAGUUUACAUGAUCUGUGUCAAAAACGCUAAAAUGACCUAUUAAUUUCUAUAGUAUUUCAUGUAUGUCUGAGUGUUUCUUUGCUAUGUCUUUGAAAAUAAUUGACUUCAUCAUUUAAUAUUACAAAUAUUCAAUAGACACGUGGGCCAGAUUUACUAAGCCUUUUGUGACUAUUUUCAGAUGCAGAUAUGACAUGUCGUAUGCAUUAGAACCAUGCAUCUUAUGUAUCAAAGAGGCGCGCAGGGCUAGAAGCGCUGUAUGCAUGUGAUCUAUGUGAGUGACUGCGAGGUGCGCUUCUCUGCAUAUGCAUUGAAUUGAGGAUCAUGAAAAUAAUGGGUGGAGAUAUUACGAGUGUGGCUGGUUAUGUAUUGCGUUAAUUUUAUUAAAGUUCGCACAAUUAAUGAGGGUCGGUUUUUGCGGGAAAUUUCUCUGCCUCUAAAGAGCAGUUAUAAAUCAGCACGCAACUAAGGCAGAAUCACAGGUGUAGUCCUCAUAGAUGCACUGAGAGAAUCUUUACAACAAGAAUCUCAUUAUUUCAACUUCCUGAGCACAAAAUCAUCAAACGGUGCAGGUUAUUAAUAUGAAUUAUUAUUAGCAUAAAGGCAGAGUGUUUGUCAUGGGAAAUAUUGGCUAAAGUCACAGCAGUCAUGGCUAAAUUGUUAAGAAUCACAGAAAACUGAAAAAAGGCAGAAAUAACAGUGUUUAAUUAGCUGUGGCCUUAGUAAAUAAGAUAUAUAAGUAAAUUUCUGGCAGACUGCAAAAGCACCAGCAGUUCCUCAUCAGCCCACAAUUUGUGCUGCAAGUUUUUUAAUAUGUAAAUCUGGCCCAGUGUGCUUUAGAUCAUUUAAAAAAAACCUUAUUUAAAUGUUUCCUUUCUUGCUUUCUGAAUAAAAAUAUUUAGUGGGAAAA